UCCUAUUCAGCAGUGUUGUGCUACUAUGGAGCAGACAUGAGCCGCCUGUGUGGACUUUUACCUGACUCUCUGACACUCAGUGUAAGGACUGCUCCCUGUGUUAUUUAAAGCUUUAACAGGUCGGCUUUAUUUAAAGUUAUUUUUAUUAUAACGGAAGCACCAGUUUCCUGCUCUGCUAUGUAGCUACUGUUUGUCCAGCCUGCAGCAUCAGGGCGAAACACUGUAUAUAAACGUGUCAUUACGGCGGAACAGUUAGAUUUAAUUGACAGCUCUCUCUGACAUCACUGUAUGAAGUUGUGAAGCUUGUGAAGAGGCAGGCUUCAUCAUGACAGAGCGGACUCCUCUUCUCCACUACCGCCUCUCCACCAGCGUCAAUGAGUCCGAGCGGCGGCCCCCUCCGGCCGGCCAGGCCCUGGCACAGCACCCGGGCAGCCCCCGGCAGAGGUCCACCCAGCAGCGGCAGCCGAAGAAACUGUCCAUCUUCUUCGGUGUGGUGAUCCCCACCCUGCUGUCCAUGUUCAGCGUGGUGGUGUUCCUCAGAAUAGGAUUCGUGGUGGGCCAGUCCGGACUCUACCAAGCUAUCGCCAUGUUCCUGGUGGCGUACUUCAUCAUCUGCAUGACCGUGCUGUCAGUGUGUGCCAUCUCCACCAAUGGAGCCCUGGAUGCUGGAGGGGCCUAUUACAUGAUCAGCAGAGCGUUGGGGCCAGAGUUUGGCGGCAGUAUCGGCAUCAUGUUCUUCUUUGCUAACGUGUGUGGCAGCGCCCUCUAUGUGCUCGGUCUGGUCGAAGCCAUCGUGGCCACAUUCGGAGUGCCAGAAGACGGGUCUCUGGCCACCUCUGCCUACCAGGUCCUGCCGUCGGGCUACUGGUGGUCUCUGCUCUACGCCACUGGUGUGGCGCUGCUGUGCCUGCUGGUGUGCCUGGUGGGAGCCCACAUCUAUGCCAAGGCCACCUUUCUCAUCUUCCUGGUGGUCAUGUUUGUCCUGGGCACCAUCUUCAUCAGCUUCUUCGCCGUUGGCCCUCGUACCAUCGUCCUGCCCAGCUCUGCAACAUUCAACCCGACAGCCAACAGAACAGGCCCCCCGUUUCCCACCUCGGCCAACUUCACUGGCUUCAAGCUGGACACGCUGCUCGGGAACCUUUGGGCUAACUACACUGUGGAUUACACAACAGGAAAUAUGAUGACCUUCGCCACUGUGUUCGCCGUUAUGUUUAACGGCUGCACCGGCAUCAUGGCUGGCUCUAACAUGUCAGGUGACUUGAAGAAUCCGAGCUACGCCAUCCCCCGCGGCACCAUCACAGCCGUCAUCUUCACCUUCAUCAUCUACAACCUGCUCAGUGUGCUGGUGGCCUGCUCCUGUGACCGUAUCCUGCUCCAGAGAGAUUACAGCUUCCUAAGAGACAUCAACAUCUGGAACCCCUUUGUCACCAUCGGAGUUUAUUCCUCCACUCUCUCCGCUGCCAUGAGCAACCUCAUCGGAGCCUCGCGCAUCCUCUACGCCCUGGCCCGGGAUGACUUGUUUGGUAAGGUGCUGUCUCCGGCUAAGAAGACGUCCCAUAGUGGUAACCCCUGGGUUUCUGUGCUCAUCUCCUGGUUCCUUGUGCAGCUGGUGCUUUUUUCGGGGAAGCUCAACACCAUCGCCAGUAUUGUGACCAUCUUCUUCCUGCUGGUGUAUGCGGCUGUGGACUUGGCCUGCCUCGCUCUGGAAUGGGCCUCUGCUCCUAAUUUCAGGCCCACCUUCCGUUACUUCACCUGGCAUACGUGCGUGUUGGGCAUCGUGGGUUGUGCCGUCAUGAUGUUCCUGAUCAACGCCAUCUACGCCUCGGCCAGCAUCGCCUUCAUGCUGCUGCUGCUUCUGCUGAUUCACUACCUCAGUCCCACCUCCAGCUGGGGCUACAUCAGCCAGGCUCUCAUUUUCCACCAGGUGCGUAAGUACCUGCUGAUGCUGGACGUGAGGAAGGACCACGUCAAGUUCUGGAGGCCUCAGGUCCUGCUGAUGGUUUCCAACCCUCGCAGCAGUGUGGGCCUCAUCACAUUCAUUAAUGACAUCAAGAAGAGCGGCCUCUACGUGCUGGGACACGUCCAACUCGGAGAUCUCAACACUUUGCCGUCCGACCCUCUGCAGUCCCAGUAUGACUCCUGGUUGUCCCUGGUGGACCAUCUGAACAUCAAAGCUUUUGUCAACUUGACAUUGGCUGAUUCUGUGCGUCAUGGAGUCCAACACCUCCUCUUCAUCUCUGGAUUAGGUGGCAUGCGUCCUAACACCCUCGUCCUCGGUUUCUAUGACGACUGUCUCCCAAAGGACAAGCUGAUUGAUCCGGUGCUCUCCACCAGUCAGUCCACAGAUCCCUCGGCCUCCUCGCAGGAGUUCGAUCAACAGCCCCCUCUCUUCCAUUUCGCCUCCUUGCGGGGGUCCAGUGACAGACAGGACUGUGGUGAAUUUGGGGACGGGAAGGUUCUCGGACCACAGGAGUACGUGGCUAUCAUCGCUGACGCCAUGAAGAUGCUGAAGAAUGUGGUGCUUGCCCGAUACUUCAACAACUUCGACCGAGCCGAGGUCCUCUCGCCUCCCUCCUCCUCUCCAGGGAAAGGAGCUGUGUACGUCGACGUCUGGCCGGUCAACCUCCUGCGUCCGGACAGCUGCAGCUACGUCGAUACCUGCUCUCUGUUCCUGCUGCAGAUAGCAUGUAUCCUCAACAUGGUGAGGGCCUGGCGCAAAGCGAGGCUCCGUCUCUUCCUGUGCGUGGAGGAAGGACGAAGCGUGCGAGGCUCUGAGGAGAAGCUGGGCCAGCUGCUGAAGGAGCUGAGAAUCAAAGCUCAGGUCUACACUGUGCCCUGGGACCAGCAGGUGGCGCUACACUGGCAGCGCCAAGGCGAGUGGGGCAAGAAGCAGCUGUCACAGUCCCCAGAUACCAUUAAAGAGGAGAAGAAGCAGAGAGCAGACGAGGAAGAGGAGAACGAUGAUGAUUACGUUAACAGCUUCCCGAGCAACACCACGCGCCUGUCUGAUGACUACCUGUCAGCUGUCAAUAAGCUGAUCCUGGACUCAGCCCGGCCCGCCCCUGCUGUGCGCUUCCUCUACUUACCCCGCCCCCCAGCUGACACCCGCCGCUACACCACCUACUUACACCAGCUGCAGCUGCUGACUCAGGACCUGGGCCCCACGCUGCUCAUCCACGGUGUCACACCUGUCAUCACCACCGACCUUUGAACAUUCAGUGAGGUGUGACUGGGACGCCGAGGGCGGUGAGAUCAGCAGGAAAUUUUGUUUGAAGGUGUGUGGACCAGAAUCGCCGCAGCAGUGCCCUGACACUGACCUCUCCACCCAACGACAGAGCCCUGAAACUUGACCCAGGCAGUGAUGUCACUGCGGACUCAUUGAUACCACCUGCACUGCCUCGCACAAUAUGGAGGCACGGUGUCUGUAGAGAUGCAGCCUGCUUUAGAAUACUGAAAAUGAAUACUGAAUAUUUUACUUGGCCACUUGAGGAUCAGAAAUAUCCUGCCUUUCUGCACAUAUUUAACCUUUCCUUCUUUCUGUGUGUGUUCUCAGCUUGUGGCUCUGCUGUUCCCAUCAAGCUCCUGAAGGCACCAUGAUUUUAAAAUUUUAGGUCAACCUUGUCGUAAGCCUUAAACAAUCGGACUGACUGAAUGUACCCAAUUAAAGUUAACAGCUUUUCAGACAAAUGUACAACCUGCCAAACACAAGGCUGCUACCAGGCCAGUCAGAGCAGUAUCAAGGGAGAGAGUUAGACUGCCAGUCCACCUCUGUCAGUUAUUUCUUCAUCCAUUCCUAAUAUACAGAGAGCGCUCUAAUUCCUGAUGCAUCCUAACCUGAAUCUGAAGUAUCCUCUGACUCCCCUUUGUCCUCUCCUGAGAUGUUUCCUUGCUGUGCUGCUGCUCAGAUUCCUUAAAAUGACCAUUCCAUAUGUGUUCACAUCAAGAAGUGCCUCGCUAGUUAGGGAGCGAAAGUUUGGACUCAUUCCAUCACGGACAGAAAGUUGGACCGUGUUACACCUCGGAGCAGUUAUUUGCAGGAAAUCUGCUUUUCCAUUUUAGGAGCUCAGAACAAAGGAAACAGUUAGUACAGUAAUAACGACGGUGCUACUAUAGAAGUCUAAAGAGUUUUAUUCCAAAAUAAUUUAAUGUGGGAUCUCAGGAAGACAUUCCUCUGCUUCCAAGGUGCACUUUUGUCCUUCCUUUUACCAAACUGCAUGUUUUGUGCAGCUCUUUAAAAACCCUUUGAACAUGUUUACAGCGCCAAUAACUACUGUGAUCAUCCACCAUAUUGUACUGAUUGUUUUUAUGUGUUUUAGCCACUUUUAGAAAAGUUUUUUACUCACUAGUGACCACAGUGCCCCAGCGCCUCAGUGCUGAAGUGCCUAACACAAGUUUGAUAUUUGCUGAACUCUACAGCCUCUGCCUGAACACAAAGUAUUUGUAGCCUUUAAAGUGAACUUAUGUACUUUGGCUGAGAAGUGGUGACAGUUUUCAUUCACAGGAUAAAUCACAGUAAUUAUUAAAACAUAUUGUACCAGUAGCACAAAGAAGAGAACUGAAUUAGAGGCCGUACACAUGCUGUGUCUUCAAUCACCUUGAAAAUGCGAGGUAGGGCGCUGGGUGCGACUCCUGUGCCUUUUCUGUGCCAGCUUUCAAGAGCGCAGUGGCAGGUUGCGUCUGAAGUUGCUAGGCAACCUCCACAAGCACCGUAUCAAAGCCUAUUUACCUGAAAUCCUGAGAGCAGAGCUGAUCUUCUUCCAGGAGCUGUUUGUAAGUGUGUCGGCCUAUCGUCUGUGGGACAGAUGUGAAGCUCUGAGUAGCCCUGCACGAACAUGAUCAACUUCUCCGUGUUUAUCAGACUGACAUUUACUGAUGAUGGGAAAGAUAUCUGUCAACUGUGAUUGGUUGGUCCUGGUCACAUGACAUGUGGUGUGCUCUGCUGUGUUCUAAAAGUUGAACUCAGUUUAUAUCAGGGUGCAGCAGUUGUGCCCUGAAAAAUAGGCACUCAGGAAGGUUCGGUUCCAUAACAGCGUCUGGUGUUUGAGGACGCCUGCUACGCAUCUGCAUUGAAAACAAUGAAUUUUUCGGGUGCAAAAAGCACGUUAGUCGACAACGAAGGUCAUUAGUCAGCAAGAUUUCAAUGGUCACUUAGUCACAGAAAAAAAUUGAUUGACUACAGCGGAGAAGUCAAAGCCCAAAAGUUAUAAAUGUUUAAUGAAAUCACUGCUAACCAUGAUGUGUGAUCAAAUCCAGUGACAGUAAAUAUUCUGCCGAUAGAAUUCUCUGAACACGGGCAUCCAGUUAAACACACUUCUGUAAUGUGUUUGUCUAUAAAGUGAUCAAAUUUCUCACUGUUGUGCCAUAUAGCCUGCCAAAUAGAGGUCUUCACGGAUCUGCCAGGAACCGACAAGCGGACACUAGGACUCGUACGGGUUGGGGUCCAAGUUACUGCGGUUCCGGAGUCUGUUUAUUAGGACUGCCCCCUAAUAAUCAACCAAACGUUUGACAAGAUUUCAUUGGUCACUUAGUAGAAACUCUAUUAGGAGCUGCACCUUGUCAAAAUAAAUCAAAACCUAUAUGACUGAGCCAUGUGGGACUUUAAUUUGAAAGGACAGACACAGGAAGUGUCCACGCUCAGCAGUCAGACAGGAGUCAGGUUAAUCUCCAGGGCUGGUACCUGCGGUUAUUCCACAGGCUAGUUAAUAACAUGUCGGGCAGGAAAUCCAAAGUGUGGGAUCAUUUUGAGAAGGUGAAGGACGAACCCAAGGUGAUAUGUAAACUCAUCUUCAUUGGUCGACUACAAACAU
Epinephelus moara (kelp grouper) is the source of this 5807-nucleotide messenger RNA. RefSeq lists its product as uncharacterized. The record is from RefSeq and is a predicted model, not a curated record. Gene Ontology annotation, cellular component: membrane. The transcript has 13 exons. Lineage: Eukaryota; Metazoa; Chordata; Actinopteri; Perciformes; Serranidae. Bases 326 to 3211 code for a protein of 961 amino acids. Gene Ontology annotation, biological process: potassium ion import across plasma membrane; cell volume homeostasis; chloride ion homeostasis. Gene Ontology annotation, molecular function: potassium:chloride symporter activity.